Messenger RNA from Rhineura floridana, 2376 nucleotides. RefSeq names its product FGGY carbohydrate kinase domain containing (gene FGGY). The transcript has 15 exons. The record is from RefSeq and is a predicted model, not a curated record. Gene Ontology annotation, biological process: carbohydrate metabolic process. Lineage: Eukaryota; Metazoa; Chordata; Lepidosauria; Squamata; Rhineuridae. Gene Ontology annotation, molecular function: phosphotransferase activity, alcohol group as acceptor; kinase activity. Bases 210 to 1826 code for a protein of 538 amino acids.
GAUUCACUCUGGCUUCCUGUGGAUAACAGGGUGGGGAAAAAGAAUGUAAGAUUGUAAUACUUAACUCUAGAUUUAGGGGCUCUAAAGUUAGGGAUUGCUUUUAUUUUGUUUUGCUGGAUUUUCCUCCUGUGUCUGUAUGGGGCCCAGUAUACAGUGGGGCAUAAUAACGGAAAGGUAGAGAUUCUCUCCCACCUCACUCCCCCUGCAUAAUGAAGAGAUUAUCAACCAAUGCUUGCUACAUUCCAAGAACACCUUAUCCUUGUGUACAUGAUGACUUGGCCUGGGAAGAGAGAGGUCUGCUCAAAAUGCAAAGCGAGAACAUGGAACCAGUAAAUUACUAUGUUGGAAUUGACGUUGGCACAGCGAGUGUCCGUGCGGCUUUGGUAGACCAGGUUGGGACAGUAGUGGCUUAUGCAGACCAGCCAAUUCAAAUUUGGGCACCGCAACCAGACCACUAUGAGCAAUCCUCUGAUGACAUCUGGGCUGCAUGUUGUACAGUCACAAAGAAGGUUAUCCAAGGGAUAAAUAUUUCCCACAUUCGAGGACUUGGCUUUGAUGCUACCUGUUCCCUUGUUGUUUUGGACAACCAUUUCCAACCCUUGGCAGUAAACUCUGAAGGACAACACAACCGAAAUAUCAUCAUGUGGAUGGACCAUCGUGCAGCUGAUCAAGUAGCACGCAUCAAUGGGACACAGCACAAUGUCUUGCGCUUUGUUGGCGGUGCAAUGUCUGUUGAGAUGCAGCCGCCCAAGUUGCUGUGGGUGAAAGAAAAUUUGCGAGAGUCAUGCUGGGAAAAGGCAGAAUACUUCUUUGAUCUUCCGGAUUUCUUAUCGUGGAAAGCAACAGGUGCCACUGCAAGAUCUUUGUGCACAUUGGUAUGUAAAUGGACAUACUCUUCGGAGAAAGGCUGGGAUGAUAGUUUCUGGAAGCUGAUUGGAUUAGAAGAUCUGGUGGCAAAUAAAUAUGCAAAAAUAGGAAAUGAAGUUCUCACUCCAGGAGCUCCAGUUGGAAAUGGGCUAACAUCAGAGGCUGCCAAAGCCCUUGGCCUUUCUAAGGGGAUUGCUGUAGCUACUUCUCUCAUCGAUGCACAUGCUGGAGGAAUAGGCAUGAUUGGAGCCAGUGUGGAAGGACACAACUUGCCCUGUGAAAAACAACCAAUUACAUCCCGAAUUGCUGUGAUAUGUGGAACAUCUUCAUGCCACAUGGUGAUAUGCAAGUCCCCUGUAUUUGUCCCUGGUGUUUGGGGGCCCUAUUACUCAGCAAUGGUGCCAGGUUUCUGGCUAAAUGAGGGAGGCCAAAGUGCUACAGGAAAACUGAUAGAGCAUGUCAUCCGAGGACACGCUGCUUUCCCAGAACUACAGACAAAAUCUGCAGCCAGUGCUCAAAGUAUAUAUACAUACUUGAAUGGUCACCUGGAUCUGAUUAAGAAAUCUUUGCCUGUGGGUUUCCUCACUGUUGAUUUACAUGUUUGGCCAGAUUUCCAUGGCAACAGAUCUCCCCUCUCGGAUCUUACUCUAAAGGGCAUGGUGGUGGGACUGACAUUCUCUCAAGGUCUUGAUGAUCUUGCUGUUAUGUACCUGGCCACAAUUCAGGCCAUUGCGCUGGGAACAAGGCAUAUAGUGGAAACGAUGCAUGCUGCAGGGCAUAAUGUCAACACUCUGUUCAUGUGUGGUGGACUGAGCAAGAACCCUCUCUUUGUGCAGAUGCAUGCAGACAUCAUUGGCAUGCCUGUUGUCCUGGCACAUGAGGUGGAGUCUGUUCUACUGGGUGCUGCUAUUCUUGGAGCUUGUGCUUCUAAAGAUUUUGGUUCUCUACAGGCAAAUUGAAUAGUCUGGCCGCCCUCCCCUCUAGCUAAGUUGAAGAGAAACUUCAAGAUGUAUGCUAGAGAGUUGGAAACUUGAUCCACCACAUUAAUUCCUCAUCUGGGAUUUGAACUCUUGCUAUCCCAGUGCAGGAGAUCAGAGUGUUCUGUAAGGAAACACAGGCAUGUAGAGUCACUGUGCUAGCUGUCUGAAAUGCCUGGGGUUUUUUUAAAUGAAUUUUUUGAAAGGACAUGAUGAUUACUUCGUCUGGGGAUUUGACACCAGCAAUCUGAACCACGAGGACAUACUUCAGCAAGCCUUUUUCAUAAGGAUGUUUGCUACCUCGCACGUACAGUUCUGCCCUUAAUCCUGGAAGAUGGUUGAAGAAGUCAGACUGCAGCUCUAAGCAUCCUGACACAAAAAAAUAAGUCCCGCUGAAAUCACUGAGACCUCCUUCAACAAAAACAUGUGAAUGGUCUGGAAGCACUUGAAGCUAAGAAGUAUGAAUCAGAUCAGGAGGACACUGGGAACCCCAUGAAAACUGUUCUGAACUUUGUAAAGGAAGAAAAGGGUG